GAAAAUUGACUACUUAGAACAUGUGUCAAUAUAUAUCCAUGUCCCCUCUAAUGCAUAGGGGUAAUAGAGGCAAGCCAAACCCUCCAUCACAAAAUAAGACACUCAAUAAUUCCUUCAAAAGCAGACAAAAAUGGAGAAGGAACAAGAUGUCCGUCCCUGACUCACAUAUCAAUGUAACUGAUAAGGAUUCAACCCAAACAAUAGGACCAACAAAUACCCACCUAUCAUCUUUACCCACUCCUUCACUCACACCAUGUUAGCAAACUCCAAACGCAUCAAAACUGAUUCUGAUUCCUUUUGGAAUAUUUGGAAUGAAAACAGUAGCAACAAGAAAAAGAAUGAGAAGAAGAAGAAGAAGCAUUUCCCAGUUAGUAAAUUUCUCCACAACAACCCCAAGAAGGCAGAGGAAAUAGUGUUGGGCCCAGGAGGUGGUGUUGGGAUUGGGUGUGGUGUUGGAUUGGGCUUUGGAUUGGUUGGGGGAGUUGGCUAUGGUGGCUGGCCCUGGAACCAUUUGCAGCUGGUUAUUGGGAUUGGAAUUGGUUGUGGUGUUGGUGUUGGGUUCGGAUAUGGGCAAGGGAUUGGAUAUGGCUUUAGUUUGGAGUCCUUAGAGUCAUACUUGUCUAAGCAGAGCUCUUCAGAUUCAAAGAAGAGAGUUGUAAUUGAGAUAUGAAGAGCAUUGAGCAAGUUUUCAUCUAACAUUUCCAA
Molecule: messenger RNA, 705 nt
Organism: Quercus lobata
Lineage: Eukaryota; Viridiplantae; Streptophyta; Magnoliopsida; Fagales; Fagaceae
Product: protein TRIGALACTOSYLDIACYLGLYCEROL 5, chloroplastic
Exons: 1
Coding region: 254-670 (138 amino acids)
Source: RefSeq, a predicted model, not a curated record